AUGCGUAGUGACGCACGAGGGAGGCAGUUUGUGUGCGCGGCCGCUGCUGAUCAAGCUUGGCUGCCUCGCGCCGGGGCCUUUGGGAGGCGGUCCUCCCUCUCCGGCCUUCCCGGAACUCCCACCUUCCAGGCAUCCCUCGCCUCAGGGACUCCUGCUUCCUAUCCCUCGGGGGCCGCAGGUGCCAUGGUGGGCUCCCCCCUGGACAUGGCCCCAGCCCCGAACACCGAGGGGCCCCGAGAGCCGCCGGCGCCCCCCGCGGGGGCCCCCCCAGCCACGGCGGCCCAGUAUGAGUGCGGCGAGUGCGGGAAGUCCUUCAAGUGGUCUUCGCGGCUGCUCCACCACCAGCGGACCCACACCGGCGAGCGGCCCUACAAGUGCCCCGACUGCCCCAAGGCCUUCAAGGGCUCGUCGGCCCUGCUGUACCACCAGCGCGGGCACACCGGCGAGCGGCCCUACCCGUGCCCCGACUGCGGCAAGGCCUUCAAGCGCUCGUCGCUGCUGCAGAUCCACCGCAGCGUGCACACGGGCCUGCGGGCCUUCACGUGCGCCCAGUGCGGCCUGGCCUUCAAGUGGUCGUCGCACUACCAGUACCACCUGCGGCAGCACACGGGCGAGCGGCCCUACCCGUGCCCCGACUGCCCCAAGGCCUUCAAGAACUCGUCCAGCCUGCGGCGGCACCGGCACGUGCACACGGGCGAGCGGCCCUACCCGUGCGGGGUGUGCGGCAAGAGCUUCACGCAGAGCACCAACCUGCGGCAGCACCAGCGCGUGCACACGGGCGAGCGCCCCUUCCGCUGCCCGGCCUGCCCCAAGACCUUCACGCACUCGUCCAACCUGCUGCUGCACCAGCGCACCCACGGCGCCGCCGCCGCCUCCUCCUCCUCGGCCGGGGCCGGCUCCGGCCACCGCUGCGAGCCCUGCGGGAAGGUCUUCGCCUCCGACGCCUACCUGCAGCGACAUCUGCAGACGCACAACGCCGCUCCCGCCGCUCCUGCACCCGCUGCGGUGCCCGCCGAGGCCCCUCCGCCCCCGCCGCCCCCGCCCGUGGUGCCCGAGCUCUUCCUGGCCGCCGCCGAGACCACGGUGGAGCUGGUGUACCGCUGCGGGGGCUGCGAGCUGGCCUUCGCCAGCGAGAGCCUGCUCCUGGAGCACCAGCCCUGCCCGGGCCCGGGCCUCGAGGAGGCCGCCCAGCCCGCGGCCUUCACUUGCUCGCCCUGCGGCAAAGCCUUCAAGACCGCGGCCGGCCUGAGCCGCCACCAACAGAGCCACGGGCCCGCCGGCGCCCCGGCCUACCGCUGCGGCGGCUGUGACCGGGCCUUCCCCCAGCUGGCCAGCCUCCUGGCCCCCAAGGACAGCUCGACCCCGGCCCCGCCGCCCGCCUUUCCCAGCGGGCCCUACCUGCUGCCGCCCGAGCCGCCCGGUGACAGCGGAGAUAAAGCGGCUGCAGCGGCGGCCGCGGCUGUGGUCUACGGGGCUGUGUCCGUCCCACUGCUGGGGGCCCACCCGCUUCUGCUGGGGGGCGCAGGCCCUGCGGGAGGGGGGGGAGGCGGGGCCAUCGGGCCGGGGGCCCCCACCCCGGGGAAGACCUUCUGCUGCGGCAUAUGCGGGAGGGGCUUCGGGCGCCGGGAGACCCUGAAGCGCCACGAGAGGAUCCACACAGGCGAGAAGCCCCACCAGUGCCCCGUGUGCGGGAAGCGCUUCCGAGAGUCCUUCCACCUGAGCAAGCACCACGUGGUGCACACGCGGGAGCGGCCCUACAAGUGUGAGCUCUGCGGCAAGGUCUUCGGCUACCCUCAGAGCCUCACCCGCCACCGCCAGGUGCACCGGCUCCAGCUGCCUUGCGCCCUGGCGGCCCCUGGCGGGCUCGGCCCGGCCUCUGGGCCCGGGGCUGGCCAAGCCUCCACCCCUGGAGGGGCUGCCCCUCCUGAAGGCCUCAGCUAUGCCUGCUCGGACUGUGGGGAGCACUUCCCCGACCUCUUCCACGUCAUGAGCCACAAGGAAGCGCACAUGGCCGAGAAGCCCUACGGCUGUGACGCCUGUGGCAAGGCCUUUGGCUUCAUCGAGAACCUCAUGUGGCACAAGCUGGUCCACCAGGCGGCCCCCGAGCGCCUCCUGCCACCCCCGGCCCCUGACGGGCCCGGCCCGGAUGCCCCGGCCACCGGCCUAGACAACGGGCUUGCAGGAGAAGUGGGAGCAGCCGUGGCGGCUCUGGCGGCCGGGGAGGAGGCAGGCACAGGGGCCGGGGCGGGCGCAGGCCCCGGCCCCGGGGGCCCCGAGCGCUUCAGCUGCGCCACUUGCGGCCAGAGCUUCAAGCACUUCCUGGGGCUGGUGACCCACAAGUACGUGCACCUGGUGCGCCGGACACUGGGCUGCGGCCUGUGCGGCCAGAGCUUUGCGGGCGCCUACGACCUGCUUUUGCACCGCCGCAGCCACCGCCAGAAGCGUGGCUUCCGCUGCCCCGUGUGUGGCAAGCGCUUCUGGGAGGCGGCUCUGCUGAUGCGGCACCAGCGCUGCCACACCGAGCAGCGGCCCUACCGCUGUGGCGUCUGCGGACGGGGCUUCCUGCGCUCCUGGUACCUGCGGCAGCACCGCGUCGUGCACACCGGGGAGCGUGCCUUCAAGUGUGCCGUGUGCGCCAAGCGCUUCGCCCAGUCCUCCAGCCUGGCCGAGCACCGCCGCCUGCACGCCGUGGCCCGGCCCCAGCGCUGCGGCGCCUGCGGCAAGACCUUCCGCUACCGCUCCAACCUGCUGGAACACCAGCGGCUGCACUUAGGGGAGCGUGCCUACCGCUGCGAGCACUGUGGCAAGGCCUUCUUCUACCUGAGCUCGGUGCUGAGGCACCAGCGGGCCCACGAGCCCGCGCGGCCCGAGCUGCGCUGCCCGGCCUGCCUCAAGGUCUUCAAGGACCCCGGCUACUUCCGCAAGCACCUGGCUGCCCACCAGGGUGGCCGGCCUUUUCGCUGCUCAGCCUGCGGAGAGGGCUUCUCCAAUACGUACGGCCUUAAGAAGCACCGAUUGGUCCACAAGGCCGAGAGGCUGGGGGCCGCCACCGCCGGGGCCAAGGAAUCCUGAGUGUUAGGACGGACUGCUUCCUCCUGCUCCUGAGCGUCACCAACAGGCUGGGGGGUGGGAAGGGGGGGUCUCCACUUGCCAAUCCCCCACCUUUCUCCCUAAGCCUGGUAGGGGGUCUUCACUCCAAGGGAUCUGGCCACUCCUUUCAAGAGGGAUGGACUGAAUUUUUCACCUCUCUCUCCCCUGCCCCCUCCCCCCACAUCCUGGGAACUCUAGGACCCCCUCUAACACCAGACUCCUUUUCCAUCUGCCCCUUUGUAAUCCUAUUCCCCCAUGCCCGACCCUGUAGGAAUUGAGGCUCAUUACCACCCACCCUAAUCACCACCACCAUCUCGGAAUCUGGCUGGAAUAGGGGAGGGGGAGGUGGGGUUGGGGGGGCUGAUGGCCGUUUGGAUGUGUGGGGAGGGUGUGGGGUGGGGGGGAGACGCAGUUUGUACAGACAAAGUCGGGAAUAAAUAUUAUC
Messenger RNA from Gracilinanus agilis (Agile Gracile Mouse Opossum), 3535 nucleotides. It is a transcript of the gene ZNF865, whose product is annotated as zinc finger protein 865. Lineage: Eukaryota; Metazoa; Chordata; Mammalia; Didelphimorphia; Didelphidae. The coding region runs from base 1 to 3072 and encodes 1023 amino acids. The transcript is spliced from 3 exons. The record is from RefSeq and is a predicted model, not a curated record.